AUGCCUCGUCAAUCCUCCCACCGGAGGUCCAUUCUGAAAGCUACUAGUCUGCUAUUACUCCUUCUGCCGGCUUCCGGCUCUACACAAAAAGCGGCAAAGGACUACUUCGUCAGGUCCCUGCCGGGUGAGCCCGAGGAUACUAUGAUUAGGAUGCAUGCUGGGCACAUAGAAGUUGAUCAGGCUACAAAUGGUAACCUUUUUUUCUGGCAUGUUACCAACCGGCACAUCGAGGCGAGACAACGAACCGUCAUCUGGCUCAAUGGUGGACCUGGCUGUUCUUCAAUGGAUGGCGCACUCAUGGAAGUCGGGCCUUACAGGGUGAAAGAUGGUAAACUUUCUUAUAAUGAAGGCAGUUGGCAUGAAUUUGCAAACCUCCUGUUCGUCGAUAACCCCGUCGGGACAGGGUUUAGCUACGUUAAUGGCAAUGGUUUUCUGCAUGAGCUUCCGGAGAUGGCUAAGCAUUUCGUUAUAUUUCUGGAAAAGUUUUUUGAGAUCUUCCCCCACUACGAGAAAGACGAGAUUUGGUUCGGCGGCGAAUCAUAUGCCGGCCAGUAUAUACCUUAUAUCGCAAAAGCUAUCGUUGAUAGAAAUAGAGUUAACCCUCAAAAAUGGAAUCUUGCUGGUUUACUCAUUGGCAACGGCUGGGUCGAUCCUAAGUCCCAAUACCCGGCAUAUCUCGAAUAUGCCUACUCUGCCGGACUUGUCAAGCGUGGAUCAGAUGUCGCGACAAGACUGGAAGCACAGCAAGCAACGUGUUUAGCGCACUUACAGCAAUUCGGAAACCAGAUCGAAGAUACCUCAUGUGAAGAAAUUCUCCAACUAAUCCUCAGAUUAAGCAUUGAUGACGAGAAGGAUGGUAGAAAGCAGUGCUACAACAUGUACGACGUUAGGCUGAAGGAAAAUUAUCCCUCAUGCGGCAUGGCAUGGCCACCAGAUCUAAAAUGGGUAACGCCUUACCUUCGUCAACCAGAUGUCGUUAAGGCACUACACGUCAAUUCUGACAAAAUGUCGGGGUGGGAAGAAUGCUCUGGUGCUGUUAGCGGAUCAUUCAGAGCGCGAAACUCUAAAUCAUCCGUAGAGCUACUACCAGAUCUUCUAAAAGAGAUGAAAAUUAUGCUCUUUAGUGGAGAUCAGGAUUUAAUCUGCAAUCAUAUCGGGACAGAAAACUUGAUAAAAAAUAUGACGUGGAAUGGAGCUACCGGGUUCGAAACUAGCCCAGGUGUUUGGGCACCGCGGUCUGAGUGGGUUUACGAAGGGAACCCUGCGGGUUACUAUCAGACCGCCCGAAACCUGACUUACGUCCUCGUUUACAAUUCAUCUCACAUGGUUCCCUUCGACGUUCCCAUGCAAUCGCUAGACAUGCUCGACCGUUUCAUCGGUGUCAGCAAGGAUGGCCUUGGUCACAUUCCGAUGAAGCCGAGUGGAAAGCAGAGCAGUAGUGCUGGUUCAGGCUCCAUUCCUGCGAAUGCUACUCUGUCCGACGAGGAGGAAAAAGCUGAGCAAGAGAAACUUGAAAAGGAGCGAUGGAAAGCGUAUUAUCGGUCAGGAGAGAUAGUCCUCGUCAUUGUUAUUGUUGCGGCUGGAGUUUGGGGUUAUUGGGUAUGGAGGCAAAGAAGGGCGAUGGGCGAUGGCCAUACCAACGGUAUUGCUUAUACAGGUCUCAGCCAGGGGAAGCGUUCUCGGAGGACGGCUGACAUCGAAGAUGGUGAUUUCGAAGAAAGCGAACUAGACGACCUUCACGUUGCCUCCCCUGUUUUCGACAGGGAGGCUGCUGGGGAAAGGCGGUACAGCAUUGGUGGCGACUCGGACGAGAGUGACGGUGAAACACGAAAACGAUACGAGAAAUAA
Molecule: messenger RNA, 1848 nt
Organism: Orbilia oligospora ATCC 24927
Lineage: Eukaryota; Fungi; Ascomycota; Orbiliomycetes; Orbiliales; Orbiliaceae
Exons: 3
Coding region: 1-1848 (615 amino acids)
Biological process (GO): proteolysis; apoptotic process
Cellular component (GO): trans-Golgi network
Molecular function (GO): serine-type carboxypeptidase activity
Source: RefSeq, a predicted model, not a curated record